Molecule: messenger RNA, 2121 nt
Organism: Patiria miniata (bat star)
Lineage: Eukaryota; Metazoa; Echinodermata; Asteroidea; Valvatida; Asterinidae
Product: transcription factor E2F3-like
Exons: 8
Coding region: 289-1542 (417 amino acids)
Biological process (GO): regulation of transcription by RNA polymerase II
Cellular component (GO): RNA polymerase II transcription regulator complex
Molecular function (GO): RNA polymerase II cis-regulatory region sequence-specific DNA binding; DNA-binding transcription factor activity, RNA polymerase II-specific; protein dimerization activity
Source: RefSeq, a predicted model, not a curated record
GUAAAAUAAACUUUACUUCUCUUUAUCGGCUGGGUCGGGUCGGCUGCGUCGUUACCCCCACUUCUCACAAUCAGUCCAAAUCAACCCCAUUCAUUUGCCAUCAUUCCUUCACAAUCACCCCAAACAGUCUUUGAAGUAUCAUUAUCCAACCACCUGUUUUUUGUUUCGGGAAUUUCAAUCCAGACUGGAGGAAUUUAGGCCCACAUUUUGACCCCGUUUUGUUGAAAGCGCCGACCCCAAACCCAGCUGCGUUGUUGACAAUAAGUGGGCAGUGCACGAACGUAAAACAUGCCGAGGGGUACAGCACGACCGACCAGCUCUACGACCCAUCAUUACAAGCCGAGAAUUCUUAUAACUUCGUCGUCAAACAAACAGCAGCAGCAGCAUUUUUCGAGUCUUCCUUGCCCGAGUUUUGACUCGGAGAUUCCCAGUAACUCGUACUUGGACGAAGUGGUACCCAACUGGGCGGAGGGUUUCGAGGACUUGUUGGACGUCGUGGACUGCACUCCGGAUCUUGCCACAAAAGGAACGCGUCCAACACUCGGCAGACCACUGGCAAAAAGGAAGUUGGACUUAGACGUGCCAACCAGUCCCGAAGUAGGUCUAGUGAAUUCCUUCAAAACGCCCAGCCCAAGAGUCACAAAGAAGCGUGUGUUAAAACCCAGUCCUAAAAGUAUGCCUAGAGUUGUCAAAUCACCAUUGGAGAAAUCUCGUUACGACACGUCGCUAGGUCUUCUAACAAAGCGUUUUGUCGGGCUAUUACGAGGUGCCCAAGAUGGUGUCCUAGACCUUAACGUAGCUGCAGAAGUCUUAAAAGUUCAGAAGCGUCGCAUCUACGACAUCACAAACGUCUUAGAAGGAAUCAAGCUCAUCACGAAGAAGUCGAAAAACAACAUACAGUGGAAAGGUACAACCAACUCAGUCGCAGCCCAACACCAGCAGUUUCCUUACCACGACCAGACAGCACCCAUCACAGCAGCAUCUGUUAAUCUACACUCAGAUCUUGCAGAUCUCGAUCUACGAGAACGGAAACUAGACGACCUGGUCCACAAUGCAACGGUGCAGCUCAAGAUGCUGACAGAAGACCCCGACAACGCUAGAUAUGCUUAUGUCACAUACCACGACAUCCGUAGCAUCGAGAGCUUUGAAGAUCAAACAGUUAUAGCAAUCAAGGCGCCGCCAGAGACAAGACUAGAGGUACCCGACCCCAGAGAGAGCAUCCAGAUUUGGUUAAAGAGCACCAGAGGUCAGAUUGAGGUUUACCUUUGUCCUGAAGAAUGUAGCAAAGAAGACAGUUCAUCGGAUACCAGUGGGUCACCGGCAAGUAGUAAAGGUGAUCCAGCUUUGAAGUCUUCCACAGUCGACGAAGAUGACAUCUCCCCCCUCAACAAGAGCUUCCUGAUGGAAACGGAAGACCAGAACAGUACUGACGACUUUGACGAUUUUGUCCCUCUCUCCCCGCCCGCUGUCGACGAUUAUUUAUUCGCAUUAGAAGACAAUGAAGGUAUCUCAGACUUAUUCGAUGCUUACGAUCUGUUCUAAGGAUCAAGCAAUUCAUAGCAUCUAUCUAGAUUGUUUCUCGUCGCCUCAGGGCCCAAUUUCAUAGCGCCGUUUACCGCGGAAUUCCGCGGUUAUCAUCACAUACUACGCUAAGUGCGCCAGCAAAGAAAUCCUGCGCUAAUUUUUAAGCACAAAUCCUUAGUGACGGAGUGUGCUUAUUUACGCAAGUCAACAGCCAAGGUCUACGUCUGAAAAAGAAAUCAUCCAGUUUGUUGAACACUCGUUGAUGCAGCAUUGUUUGUGCCAGAGGUAGUUUCUAAAAAUUAAAUUCCUUUUGUACACUUAAAGACAUCUUCCGUUUCAUAUUCUAUUCUGGAAUACUUCCAACAACUAAGUGCCUUAAAAAAUCAUUUAAACCCAACUCGAAUACUGAAGAGAAAAUUUCAAACUUCCAUUUUCAGUAAAUAUUGUAUUAUUAGUAAUAUUUCCCAUUUAAAUUCAUUCCAAAAGAUAUCUUGACUUUUUUUCUAUUGUGCCUUGUUUCAUAUACCAGUUUUCACGUUUCUUGGUGUAUGUUUUGUGAAGAGAUAAAUAAAAGAAAUUACUUUAGACAAAUUUAAA